This is a messenger RNA of Scomber scombrus (Atlantic mackerel), 1526 nucleotides long. It is a transcript of the gene tmem192, whose product is annotated as transmembrane protein 192. The coding region runs from base 100 to 888 and encodes 262 amino acids. The record is from RefSeq and is a predicted model, not a curated record. Lineage: Eukaryota; Metazoa; Chordata; Actinopteri; Scombriformes; Scombridae. Gene Ontology annotation, cellular component: lysosomal membrane; late endosome. The transcript is spliced from 6 exons.
CAGAAAGAAUCGCCAGCCCGCCCCUUCCUUCUACGUGCUGAUGUUUGUGUUUUUGUUUCUUGUUAUUUCUCCUUUUUUGUGUUGAACCUCAAACCCAAAAUGGACUCAAAGGGACCCUCGUUAUACGCAGCUGGGACUUCAGUCGAUGUGACGCGGAGCAUCGAUGAGGACUCUCUGGUGGACGGACCUCUUAUCUCCGCUGACGCCCUCCACUCUGCCAUCAGGAGAGAGUUUCAAACUCUGCCGACACCCUGUCACGCCAGCCUACUGUCGCUGCUGCACAUCGUGUAUGUGGUGCUGUCGGUGUGUCUGGGUGUGCUGUGUGUGUUGAAAUUCGGCCAAGAGGAGGUGUGUAUGAAUAUUUUGGGAAAUGUACGCGGCGAGAGCGUCAUUGUGUUUGGGAAGGUGGGUUUAUGGGCGCUGGUGUUCCUGUUUACCAAGUGUGUGCAGCAUCAUCACAGCCGAGCCAGAAGCAGAGGAUACCUGCGUUUCUACCGACAGACGCAGGGACUGAAGACCCUGCCGCUCUCUGUAUACUCCACAGGAAAUGUGUUGCUGUUGAUUGUUCUGGCUGCUCCAUUGGCAAGGAAGGUGCAAGUCAUCAUGCUGCUCAGCGUGCUGGGGUUGGAGCUCUUGGUGGGUUUGCCGUGCCUGAUCUAUUACACAGUCCAAGUGACGCGGUUCAACAGAGAGCGAGCCGCACCAGAUGUGAGCCAAGAAGAACAUUCACACAACUACAGUAUCACAAGCCUGCCGACUGAGACUGGCUUCAGAGAGGGCUCCAGUCUGGAGGAGGUGGUGGAGAAGCAGGCCGACCUGAUCGAGUACCUGAAGCAGCACAACACCUUACUGAGCAAGAGGCUGCUCAACCUCACUGCUCAGCACUGACCACGGCACAGCCUCCUCAUCCUCCCUCUCCGGAGAAGCCCGAUCAUUUUAACCCCCCGGCUCUCCACAGGAACACGAAUGAGAGUCAGGUUUGAAAGGGGGGACUAAUGAGAGAAGAAACACUGAAUUAAAGACUAAAAGUUGAAAAAAAGAAAAAUCCCUGUGCACUCAAGCACCUGCACGGACUGAAACGGGAGGCAUCCUCACCUGAGAUGGACAGGUAACGCAGUAGGACGUUACCUGAGAGUGGAGGGCAGUUAAAGAGGUGAGGUGUGGGGGAGGAGGAGGAUGAGUCGUGGGUCACAGAUCAGAGGUGAGGGCUUUUUAUCACAGUCUUACGACCCCAAGUGACCCACGUAUGCUGCUGCUUGUGUUUACUGUGAGAAACAGAAGAGGCAAAAUUGUUUUUAGAGAUCAUCUGCACUGAGGAGGAGCUGAAAGAGCUGGAGAUACAGGAGAUGGAAGGACUAUCAGGGUCAGCCAAAAGAAAGAGAUCAAAUUAUGAUGUAUAAUGUCUGCAAGUGCUAUUUUAUCUGUCUGAAAGUGUGUGUGUGUGUGUGUAAAGGCUUUAUUUGGUGAGUUUCUAUCUGUUAAAUCACUGAGUUUGUUCAUUUGUGAUCUGAUUCCAAUAAAUCUUU